UUUUGGCAUUUAUAAAAACUGACGCUUAUCUUCUUGUUUGCCUGUGGGCGGAAAUUGUUCAGACGAUCGAAUUGCCUUUGAUCAGCAGUUCGAGGACUAACAAAGAUUUCCUAGUUCACUCAGGAUAUCCGAAGCCUGGAGACAUUCCGCUCCUCAACCGGAAGAUUUUCAAAGGCACUCGAGUCUCAAUAAAUGAGCAUCCGUACGUUGUGAGCAUCCGUAGGCUGUACUCUCACUACGCUAUGGGCUGUUUAUUGACGAGGACUGUAGUCAUAUCCGUGGCUCACCCUUUUGUCGACGUUCCCGUAACAGACCUUGGCGUGGUGUCGGGCGAGAACUACGCAGACCGUGGUCAUUUCCUAAUAAACGUGCUCUUUCUUGUCAUACAUGAAGACUUUGAUCGGACUACAUUAAACGCUGAUUUGGCCCUCAUUACAACCAUACGGGACAUUGAGUUUAGGAAUAAAGUCAAACCAAUUAUGUUGAUUGAACCGAAAAAACCGAUAGCAAACAAGAACGCCUUUGUUACCGGGUGGGGACGAUGUGCUCAAAACGGUCCCGAAAUAUGUUUGCCUCGCUCGUCAAAAUACUACCCUGAUGAGAUAUUGGAUAUGAUGCUGAUGAGCAUCUCAUUUCAAAUCAAGUUACCGAAUCGUAGCUGCUUGGUUUAUAAAAAUAACGAAGUGGACUUCAAGCCGGGUAUGCUGUGCGUCGGCGUGGCGAGGCAGGUGGAACCGAACUGCUCUUGUUUGGGAGUUCCGGGCGCCCCCCUUGUCGUCGAUUCGACAUUGCUUGGCCUCCAGUCCUGGGGCUUGGGGUGCGGCUAUCAGCAUGACCUACCUUUAGUUUAUACCGACAUGAUGUAUUACGAAAGAUGGCUGGUACACAACAUCAACAUACUCCAGCUUCUAGGAAAAAGCAACCUGACAACUAUUAUUGAGGCAACGAAUAGCUACAUUGCGGCUUUGUGGCUCCGAACGACCAGGGUGAUUAAGCCGCCGUCCUAUAUGUACGUUAACAAAGAACUCGAGCCGAUGACAUUCGAUAAAUACAUCGUCAAAUUAAAAGGAACGGUGUACGAUAUCCGCGAUGUAAUAAAAGAAGGAGCAUUCAGCAAAAUGAAGCAAGAAAUGUUAAAAAAAUUAAGAAAAGAAGAAAAAAUGAUCAAUUACUUAAGGAAAGAUAAAACCAAAAUUGAAGUUCGGCCAUUUUUGAAUAAAAAUAUACGUGUAGCGGAUGUUACCGACAAGGUCUACGAUGAUUUGAAUGAUUUGAUUGUUGAAGACGACGAAAGCGAUACUGAUAAUGUAACCAAUUCUGUUGAAGAAGACACCGGUGACAAUUAUUAAAAAGUCGAACACAGUCUGUUUUAGUCUAACUUCUGAGUCUAAACUACGAGUAAAUUAGUGAUACUUGAUUUCUCUUUAUAAAGUUUUAUAGCUUAGUUUUCUUUCAUCCCAAAUUUGAAACUACUCGUAUACUCUGAACAUAAUUAAAAACAUAAUAAUAGCCUGUUUAAUAUCGAGCUUAAUUUGUUUGUUGAUUUUAAAAUAUUAAACUCAAUUUAAUUAAAUAUAACAAAUAGGUGUAUUGAUAAAUCUUUUUGACUAAUUUGUGGACAUAAACAAGGUUUAUUACAAUGCUGCUGAAUUUGCUUCUGCGGACAAAACAGAAUUACCAUACAGCUUUAUCAGGCAGCCCAAUGUUUGCAUAGGCAUUUCUUGUAUAAUUACACUUGUAUUGCCCGUAUGUUACAGGUCAUACACGCAAAACCCAAAGCAGUUUAACAUUUAAAUAAUUUAAGAUCUGCCUUAAGGUAAGGACUAUGUUUUCUUUGGCUGUCAAGUUUCACGAACAGAAUUUAAAAAAAAAACAACGGAAUGUAACAAGAAAACUUAAUAAAGAAAAAUUAAUAAUAGAAUAUAAAUAUUUUUAACAUCAGAGAUAUUGUUGUCCUGUUAGUUAAAAUAAAUUGUUUUCAACUAAAUACAGAUAUUACUGUGAUCAAAA
This is a messenger RNA of Bombyx mori (domestic silkworm), 2010 nucleotides long. RefSeq names its product hypodermin-A. The record is from RefSeq and is a predicted model, not a curated record. Gene Ontology annotation, biological process: proteolysis. Gene Ontology annotation, molecular function: serine-type endopeptidase activity. The coding region runs from base 243 to 1349 and encodes 368 amino acids. The transcript has 8 exons. Lineage: Eukaryota; Metazoa; Arthropoda; Insecta; Lepidoptera; Bombycidae.